GAUCAGCUGUGCCAGUCCCGGCAGGCCACACACACACAAAUGCACACACAGUGAACUGGCUGACGAACAAAGCCCCUGGCACUGCCAAUGAAGGCAAGUCAUGUCUCCGUACGUAGCCUCGCCUCCUCUCACGCUGCCGUGAGGGGAAGGCAUGACACCAUUGUCAUCGCCUUUUCCUAGCAGAAAGACGGGUUUUUGGGGAAUCGGGAAUCAACGCUGGUGGUUUCAUAGUGGAUUAUUUUUCCCUGUGGGGCUGCUGAUGAGUUGAGAUGCUGGCAGAGCGGAGAGAGAACAGCAGGGCUACCUUUGCCCUGACAAAGCCGCUCAAGAUGAACAUGGUGAAGAGGAUCAUGGGGCGGCCGAGGCAGGAGGAGUGCAGCCCCCAGGACAACGCGCUGGGUCUGAUGCACCUGCGACGCCUCUUCUCUGAACUGUGCCACCCUCCACGUCACAUGACUCAGAAGGAGCAGGAGGAGAAGCUCUACAUGAUGCUUCCUGUGUUUAACAGGGUGUUUGGCAACGCUCCGCCCAGCAGCAUGACGGAGAAGUUCUCUGAUCUGCUGCAGUUCACCACACAGGUCUCUCGACUUAUGGUGACCGAGAUCAGACGAAGAGCCUCUAAUAAAUCUACAGAGGCAGCCAGUCGAGCCAUCGUCCAGUUUCUGGAGGUGAACCAAAGCGAGGAGGCGAGUCGCGGCUGGAUGCUACUGACCACCAUCAAUCUGUUGGCCUCAUCUGGACAGAAAACGGUGGACUGCAUGACCACUAUGUCCGUGCCCUCCACGCUGGUCAAAUGCCUCUACCUGUUUUUCGACCUGCCACACAUGGCUGAAGCCUCCGUGGGCCCCCCCCAGCAGCCGCCACCACCGCCUCCACCCACCCAGGACAAGAUCCCAAGCCAGGGUCCCCCCCAUCCAGAGCUGUCCCUUGGCGACCGCAGGGCGCUGCUCCAGAAAGUCUUUGUCCAGAUCCUGGUGAAGCUCUGCACCUUUGUGUCCCCGGCGGAGGAGCUGGCCCAGAAGGACGACCUGCAGCUGCUGUUUAGUGCCAUCACGUCCUGGUGCCCCCCCCACAACCUGCCCUGGAGGAGGAGCGCGGGGGAGGUGCUCACUACUAUCUCCCGCCACGGCCUCAGUGUCAACGUGGUCAAAUACAUCCAUGAGAAGGAAUGCCUGUCCACGUGCGUUCAGAACAUGCAGCAGUCAGACGACCUCUCCCCCCUGGAGAUAGUUGAGAUGUUCGCCGGGCUGUCGUGCUUUCUCAAAGACUCCAGCGAUGUGUCGCAGACCUUGCUGGACGAUUUCCGAAUGUGUCAGGGAUACACUUUUCUUUGCGACCUCAUGCUCAGAUUGGAACAGGCUAAGGAAGAUGAAUCAAAGGAUGCUCUGAAAGACCUGGUCAACCUGGUCACCUGCCUGACUACGUAUGGAGUGACAGAUCUGAAGCCUGCUGGGUUGACAACGGGAGCCCCCUUCCUGCUGCCUGGCUUCAUUCUCCCUCAACCUUCUGGAAAAGGCCACACAGUGCGGAACAUCCAGGCCUUUGCAGUCCUCCAGAAUGCUUUCCUGCGGGCCAAGACAAGCCGCCUGGCCUGCAUGCUCCUGGACGCCGUCGGAAACAUCUAUGCAGCUGAGCCAGCCAACUAUUUCAUCCUAGAGUCUCAGCACACCCUGUCGCAGUUUGCUGAGCGUGUGGCCAAGCUGCCCGAGGCACAGGCCAAAUACUUUGAGCUGCUGGAGUUCGUUGUCUUCAGCCUCAACUACGUGCCGUGCAAAGAGCUGUUCAGCGUCAGCGUCCUGCUCAAGUCCAGCACGUCUCACGCCUGCAGCAUCACGGCCGUGCGAACGCUGCUGAAGCUGGCCAGGCACGACCCCGUGUUCAGCGAUGUGCUGCGGGAGGUUGGCCUGUUGGAGGUGCUGGUCAACUUGUUGCACAAGUACGCUGCCUUGCUCAAAGACCCGGCCACACAGCAGCAACCACAGAAUAAUGACCAAGCUGACUCUAAAAACAACACCGUAGCAGAGGAGCAGAAGCAGUUGGCCUGGCUGGUGAUGGAAACACUAACUGUGCUCCUGCAGGGCUCCAACACCACCAACACUAAUGCAGCUCUGUUCAGGGAAUUUGGAGGUGCACGUUGUGUUCACAACAUCGUGAAGUACCGUCAGUGUCGAGAACACGCGCUGCUCAUCAUUCAGCAGCUGGUUCUGUCGCCCAGCGGUGAUGAUGACAUGGGAACACUGCUGGGCCUCAUGCACUCAGCACCGUCCAGUGAACUGCAGCUCAAGACGGAUAUUUUAAGGGCCCUGCUGGCAGUGCUGCGGGAGAGUCACCGCACCCGCACGGUGUUCCGUAAGGUGGGAGGCUUCGUGUACGUCACCUCCCUGCUGGUGGCCAUGGAGCGCUCGCUGUGCCAGCCGCCGCGGCACGGCUGGGAGCGGGUCAACCAGAACCAGGUGUUUGAGCUGCUCCACACCGUCUUCUGCACGCUCACAGCCGCCAUGCGCUACGAGCCGGCCAACUCGCACUUCUUCCGCACAGAGAUUCAGUAUGAGAAGCUGGCUGAUGCUGUAAGGCUGCUGGGAUGUUUCUCAGACACUAAGAAGCUGGGCCCGACCGGCGUGUUUCCCUCCAACGCUCAGCCUUUCCAAAGGCUGCUGGAGGACGAGGCUCCUUCUGGAGGCUGUGCAGGAGACAGUGUCUGUCCCACACUCAAACACUGCAGCAAGCUCUUCAUUUACCUUUACAAGAUGGCCACCGACUCCUUUGACAGUCGUGCGGAGCAGGUGCCUCCCUGCCUGACUCACGAGACCUCGUUGCCCUCGCCGUGGGGCACACCGGCACUCGCCAGGAAGAGACAUGGCUACUAUGGCACAUCGGGCCCCCCUGCCCCAGUCAAAGCCCUCACAGACCUGAAGCUGCACCCAGCCAACCCCUCCCACCCUGCGUCCUCCUCGUCUUCGUCUGACAUGGUGGUCAUCCACCCAGGAGCGGUCCUGGCUAUUCUAGAUUUGCUGCCGUCCGUGUUCUCCGACAGCCAACCAGAGCAUGCCCUUGACCUGCAGCUGGCAGUGGCCAACAUCCUCCAGCUCUUGGUGAACAGUGAGCGCAAUCAGCAGGUGUUGUGUGAGGCUUCCCUUCAUCAGCGACUGUUGCAGCGCUGCAGUCAGGCCCUGGGCGAUGAAGACUACCCGCUGCACCCUCCGCUACAGAGAAUGUUUGAGAGGCUGGCCUCUCAGGCUCUGCAGCCGAUGGCACUCAGGGAAUUCCUACGUCUUGGAAAUCCCCUCAACUGCGGCGCCUGGGACAAGAAACUACUGAAGCAGUACCGGGUCCACAAGCCGAGCUCGCUCAGCUAUGAUGCAGACAUGAGAAACAGCAUGACCAUGUCCACGGAGGGCUUCGGCCCCGACAGCGUCUUCGCCACGCCGGCCGAGGAUAACGGCCAGUACCGCAUCAGCCGCAGCCUGGUGCGCUCCGCAGAGGGCAGCACGGUGCCCCUCACCCGCGUCAAGUGCCUCGUAUCCAUGACAACACCCCACGACAUCCGCCUGCACGGGUCGGCCGUCACGCCUGCAUUCGUGGAGUUCGACACGUCGCUGGAAGGCUUCGGGUGUCUGUUUCUGCCAAGCCUGGCCCCUCAUAACGCCCCCACCAACAACACCAAUGCCUCUGGAGUCAGUGACGGUGCGGUGCUCAGCGGCAUGGGCACAGGGGAGCGCUUGUUUCCUCCACCCUCAGGCCUGAGCUACUCCACCUGGUUUUGCGUGGAACGUUUCAGCACAGCUCCCCAAGCCCACGCGGUGCGGCUGCUGACUCUGGUGCGUCGGGCCACGUCCUCGGAGCAGCACUACGUGUGCCUGGCUGUGGUGCUGUCAGCCAAGGACCGCUCGCUCACUGUCUCCACCAAGGAGGAGCUGCUGCAAACCUACUCCGAUGAAUCGAGUGAAGAAGCCUCCUUCUAUGAGAUCCUGCCCUGCUGCGCCCGCUUCCGCUGCGCCGAGCUGAUUGCUGAGGGCCAGUGGCACCACCUGGUGCUGGUCAUGAGCAAAGGAAUGCUGAAGAACAGCAUGGCCACGCUGUACAUCGACGGCCAGCUCAUCAACACAGUCAAGCUUCACUACAUCCACAGCUCUCCAGGUGGCUCCGGCUCCACCAACCCACCAGUGGUGAGCACAGUGUAUGGAUAUGUGGGGACGCCACCAGCCCAGCGUCAGCUCUCCAGCCUGGUGUGGCGUCUUGGGCCCAGCCACUUCCUAGAGGAGGUUCUGCCUGCCACCAGCGUUGCUGCCAUUUAUGAGCUGGGACCCAACUAUGUGGGCAGCUUCCAGGCUGUCUAUGUGCCCUGUAAAGACUCAAAGACUGAGGUGACACCUGUGUCUCCGGUGGUGCUGGUACCAGAAGAGAAGGUGUCCUUCAGUCUGUAUGCUUUGUCUGUCUCUACACUCACAGUGGCCAAGAUCAGGAAAGUGUACAACAAACUGGACAGCAAAGCAAUCGCUAAACAGCUCGCUGUGUCAUCUCAUGAAAACGCCACCCCAGUGAAGCUGAUUCAUAAUGCUGCCGGACACCUCAAUGGGCCAGCACGAACCAUUGGAGCCGCUGUCAUUGGGUAUUUAGGUGUCCGUGCAUUCGUGCCUAAGCCCGUGGCCACUCACCUGCAGUAUGUUGGAGGGGCAGCGGCCAUCUUGGGCCUUGUUGCCAUGGCGUCUGAUGUGGAGGGGCUUUAUGCAGCUGUUAAAGCUUUGGUGUGUGUUGUGAAGAGCAACCCACUGGCCAGUAAGGAGAUGGAGCGCAUCAAAGGCUACCAGUUGCUGGCGAUGCUCCUGAAGAAGAAGCGCUCACUGCUCAACAGCCACAUUCUCCACCUCACGUUCUCUCUGGUGGGAACCGUCGACAGCGGCCACGAGACCUCCAUCAUCCCCAACUCUACCGCUUUCCAGGACCUGCUCUGUGACUUCGAGGUCUGGCUCCACGCUCCCUAUGAACUCCACCUAUCUCUGUUCGAGCAUUUCAUCGAACUGCUAACAGAAUCGAGUGAGGCAGCUAAAAAUGCCAAACUGCUGAGGGAGUUCCAGCUCAUCCCUAGGCUGCUGCUGACCCUGAGGGACACCUCGCUGUCCCAACCCACGCUUGCCGCCAUCAGCAACGUCCUGAGUCUGCUGCUGCAGGGUUUCCCCAACCAGUAUGACCUUCUGCGGUUUGGCCAGUUUAUCUCCUCUACUCUCCCCACGUUUGCUGCUUGUGAGAAAUUUGUGGUCAUGGAAAUCAGUAACGAGGAGAAGAUUGACGGAGGCAACGACGAUGACUUUGGCGGCCUCCUGUCGGCCAACCUCAUUCUGCUUAGGAAUCGACUGCUUGACAACCUGCUCAGACUGCUCUUCACCACCAAGGAGAAGUGCAUCGUCAAUGCCCAAGCUUGUGAGGAGCUGGUACGGACUCUUGGUUUCGAUUGGCUCCUGAUGUUCAUGGAGGAACAUCUCCACUCGACCACAGUGACAGCUGCUCUGUGGAUCCUGGUUGUGCUGCUCUCUAAUCAGUCUAUCCUAAACCGAUUCAAAGAGGGCCUGUGUGGAGGAGGCUGGCUGGACCACACUGACUCCGUCCUCACCAAUAAGAUCGGCACCGUGCUGGGCUUCAAUGUGGGACGCCAUGCUGGUGGACGCUCCACGUUGCGGGAGAUCAACCGGGAGGCCUGCCACUUCCCAGGGUUCCCUGUCCUGCAGACACUGCUGCCUAAACAUACGAAUGUGCCUGAGCUGUACUUCCUGCUCAUGGCUCUCUUCCUGCAGCAGCCUGUGACUGAGCUGCCGGACAGCCUGCAGGUACAUUUUGACCUGGACUCUAUCUGGACGUUCAUCUUCGGCAUCCCGGCCUCCAGCGGCUCAGUGGUGGCCUCCAUCCACAGCGUGUGCACCGAGGCAGCCUUCCUGCUGCUGGCCAUGCUGCGCAGCAUGCUCAACCUGCCAUGGCAGUCAGAGGAGGAAGGGUCCUGGCUCAGGGAGUAUCCUGUCACUCUCAUGCAGUUUUUUAGGUACCUUUACCACAACGUUCCUGACCUGGCACCGAUGUGGCACAGUCCUGAGUUUCUCUGUGCUCUGGCAGCCACUGUCUUUCCUUUUAACAUCAGGCCAUAUUCUGAAAUGGUCAGUGACUUGGAUGAUGAAGCAGGUUCGCCCAUCGAGGAGUUCAAGGCCUUUGCUGGAGACUCGGGUAUGAACCGUAGCCAGUCUGAAUACUGCAACGUGGGCUCCAAGACGUCCCUCACCAACCACCCGGCCAAAAAGUAUGUCUUUGACUUCAUGAGAGUCCUGAUCAUGGACAACCUGUGCAUGACCCCAGCCAGCAAGCAGACGCCUAUCAUUGACAUGCUCCUGGAGGCCUCUCCAGAGCGUUCCACCAGAACUCAGCAGAAGGAGUUCCAGUCCAACAUCCUGGAUGGUGUGAUGGAGCAUCUGCUGGCUGCUGAUGUGCUGCUAGGUGAAGAUGCCUCUCUGCCCCUCAGCAGUGGCGGCAGUUACCAAAUACUGGUCAACAAUGUCUUCUACUUCACCCAGCGGGUGGUGGACAAACUGUGGCAGGGCAUGUUCAACAAGGACUCCAAGCUUGUGGUGGACUUCAUCGUUCAGCUGAUAGGACAGUCUAAGAGACGUUCCCAGGGUCUUUCCCUCGACACCAUCUACCACUGUCUGAACCGGACUGUGCUCUACCAGCUCUGUCGACCUCACAAGACGGUGGCUCAGCAGGUGGCCCUGCUGGACGCGCUGCGGGUUCUCACGGUCAACCGUAACCUGGUCCUCGGCCCGGGAAACCACGAUCAGGACUUUGUGGCCUGCCUGGCUCACUGCUUCAUCUGUCUGCACAGCGGGAGUAGCGUGGAGGGCUUCGGUCUGGAGGCUGAGGCCAGGAUGACGACCUGGCAUGUAAUGAUGCCCGCAGAGAACGAGGCUGACGCUACCCACAGCCACGACGUCAGUGAGGGGCGGCAGCUGCUGCUGAAGGCUGUGAACCGUGUGUGGACAGAGCUGAUGCACAGCAAGCGACAGAUGCUGGAGGACAUCUUCAAAGUUUCUCUGCCCUGCAACGACAGAGGCCACGUGGACAUCACCACAGCACGGCCAGCCCUGGAGGAGCCGGCCCUGAAGAGCUGGCAGAACCACCUAGUCCACGAGAAGAAGUGUAUCAGCCGUAGUGAGGCAGUGGCACCGGCCCAGUCCAAACUGUCCCGGGUCAGCAGCGGCUUCGGUCUGUCUAAGCUGACAGGCGUCCGUCGCAACAGGAAGGAAAACAGCUUGAACAAGAACAGCCUUUCUGCACAGGAGAUCUUUCAGUGGAUGUUCACUCACAUUGCUGUCGUCCGGGACCUGGUGGCUAUGCAGUACAAAGAAUAUCAAGAGCGGCAGCAGAACGCUCUGAAGUAUGUGACGGAGGAGUGGGCGUCCAACGAGUACGAGCUGCUGCGUGAACGGGGCCUGUGGGGUCCGCCCAUCGGCUCCCACUUGGACAAGUUUGUGCUGGAGAUGACGGAGGGGCCCUGCAGAAUGAGGAAGAAGAUGGUCCGCAACGACAUGUUCUACAUCCACUAUCCAUACAUCCCCGAGACUGAGACGAACACCAACUCAGCGCAGAAGCCUCUUCGUUACCGACGUGCCAUCAGCUACGACAGUAAGGAGUACUACAUGCGUCUGCUGUCUGGAAACCCUGGCAUGUACCAACACUCAGUGGAGCACAGCACAGAAGGAGAGACCACACAGCAGGAGCCCGAGCACGGAGAGGACACCAUAGCGCGGGUCAAAGGCCUGGUCAAGCCUCCUAUGAAGAGGUCUCGGUCCACGGCGGACGGUGCAGAUGAGGACAGUCAGGACCAAAUUCAGGAUCAGCUCUUGGAGUGUGGAGGCCUUGAGGAGGAGCAGAGGACUGACAACACGUCGCUGCUGCGUCUGCUGGAGGAGGGAGAGAAGAUCCAGCACAUGUACCGCUGCGCCCGGGUGCAGGGUCUGGACACCAGCGAGGGUCUGCUGCUGUUCGGGAAGGAGCACUUCUAUGUCAUCGACGGCUACACCAUGACCAUGUCCAGGGAGAUCAGGGAUAUUGACACUCUGCCCUCCAAUCUGCAUGAGGCCAUCAUCCCCAGAGGAGCCAGACAGGGUCAGAGCCAGCUGAAAAGAACCUGCAGCAUCUUCGCCUAUGAAGACAUCAAGGAAGUUCACAAGAGGCGCUACUUGCUACAGCCGAUGGCGGUGGAGGUCUUUUCAGCAGAUGGGAGGAACUAUUUAUUAGCCUUUCAGAAAGGAGUUCGCAACAAAGUUUACCAAAGGUUCUUGGCAGUGGUGCCUUCACUGGCUGACAGCUCAGAGUCCGUUUCAGGCCAGAGACCCAACACCAGUGUCGAACAAGGGUCUGGGCUUCUGAGCACGCUGGUGGGUGAGAAAUCAGUUACUCAGAGAUGGGAGCGAGGAGAGAUCAGUAACUUCCAGUAUCUGAUGCAUCUGAACACUCUGGCGGGACGAUCCUACAAUGACCUAAUGCAGUACCCGGUGUUUCCCUGGAUCCUGGCAGACUACGAUGCAGAGGAGCUGGACCUGAACAACCCCAAGACGUUCCGUAACCUGUCUAAACCAAUGGGAGCUCAGACGGACGACAGACUGACUCAGUACAAGAAGAGAUACAAAGACUGGGAAGACCCCAACGGUGAAACCCCAGCCUACCACUACGGCACCCACUACUCAUCAGCCAUGAUUGUAGCGUCUUAUCUGGUGCGGAUGGAGCCAUUCACACAGAUUUUCCUCAGACUUCAGGGAGGACACUUCGACCUGGCCGACAGGAUGUUCCACAGUGUGCGUGAGGCCUGGCUCUCUGCCUCCAAGCACAACAUGGCCGACGUGAAGGAGCUCAUCCCGGAGUUCUUCUACCUGCCUGAGUUCAUGCUUAACUCCAACAACUUCGACUUGGGUGCUAAGCAGAAUGGCACCAAGCUGGGAGACGUGAUCCUGCCUCCGUGGGCCAAGGGAGACCCCCGAGAGUUCAUCAGAGUCCACAGAGAGGCUUUAGAGUGCGACUACGUAUCAGCUCACCUCCAUGAAUGGAUCGACCUGAUUUUUGGCUACAAGCAGCAAGGUCCACCAGCUGUGGAGGCGGUCAACGUGUUCCACCACCUGUUCUACGAAGGUCAGGUGGACAUCUACAACAUCAACGACCCCCUCAAAGAGACGGCCACCAUCGGCUUCAUCAACAACUUUGGACAAAUCCCCAAACAGUUGUUUAAGAAGCCCCACCCCCCCAAACGGGUGCGCAGUAAAGCUAACGGAGAUGUAGCGAGCAUUCCUCCGAGCUCGAAUAGUGACAAGAUCUUCUUUCAUCAUCUGGACAAUCUCAGACCUUCUCUAGCGCCUGUGAAAGAGCUCAAGGAGCCUGUGGGGCAAAUUGUGUGCACUGACAAGGGCAUCCUCGCAGUGGAGCAGAACAAAGUCCUGGUUCCCCCGACCUGGAGCAAGACGUUCGCUUGGGGCUACGCUGACCUCAGCUGUCGUCUAUCCAACUAUGAAUCAGAAAAGGCCAUGGUGGUGUACGAGUGUUUGUCAGAGUGGGGUCAGAUCCUCUGUGCCAUAUGCCCAAAUCUGAAGCUGGUGAUCACCGGUGGCACCAGCACGGCCAUCUGUGUGUGGGAGACAGGAACGUCCAAGGAAAGAGCCAAGUCCCUCGCACUCAAGCAGGCUCUACUGGGUCAUACGGACGCUGUAACGUGUCUGACGGCCUCGUCGGCGUACCACAUUGUUGUCAGCGGCUCGCGGGAUCGGACCUGCAUCAUCUGGGACCUCAACAAGCUGUCCUUCGUCACGCAGCUGCGGGGGCACCGGGCGCCCGUCUCUGCGCUGUGCAUCAAUGAACUCACGGGGGAUAUCGUUUCGUGUGCGGGGACCUACAUCCACAUGUGGAGCAUUAACGGCAGCCCCAUCGCCAGCGCCAACACCUUCACCGGCCGCAGCCAGCAAAUCCUGUGCUGCUGUGUGUCGGAAAUGAACGAGUGGGACACGCAGAACGUCAUCGUCACGGGUCACUCGGACGGCGUGGUCAGAUUCUGGAGAAUGGAGUUCCUUCAAGUCCCAGAAACCCCUGCUCCAGAGCCAGUAGAGCCAGAUGUGCCUGACUGCUGUGGUGAGGAGAAGAUCGAGGGCGGUGAGAGUCACAACGGUGAUGACGACAGCAGCGAGUCGGACGCAGACGAGCCCAGUUUAAGCCAGGAGCCCAAUGCUCCACGCAACCCCUCCACAGGUGGAGGCAGCCAGCCGGGCAGCACCGUCCACCGGCCCAGAGGUCCCUCAGCGCGAGCAGGAGCUUCUUGGUCCAUGGACAGCGGCUCCGACGACUCCCACCGCUGGUCUGACACGCUCAGCAUCGACGAGAAGGACGGCUUCGUGUUCGUCAACUACUCUGAAGGUCAAAUCAAAGGCCCGACCCCUCAUCCAGCUCAUCCCAGCCAGGGCUCGAUGCCGCAGCCUCUCCAGCCGCCCAGCAUGGAGCCACGGACCUACAACCAGCUCAGGGCAGGCUACAGGUGGGAGCGCCAGCUGGUCUUCCGGAGCAAACUCACCAUGCACACAGCGUUUGACCGCAAGGACAACGCUCAGCCGGCGGAGAUCACCUCCCUCGCCAUCUCCAAGGACCACAGUAAGAUCCUGGUGGGAGACGGGCGCGGCCGCGUCUUCAGCUGGUCCGUCAGCGACCAGCCGGGCCGCUCGGCAGCCGAUCACUGGGUGAAGGACGAGGUGGUGGACAGCUGCUCCGGCUGCACGGUUCGCUUCUCCCUCACCGAGCGACGCCACCACUGCAGGAACUGCGGGCAGCUCUUCUGCCAGAAGUGCAGUCGCUUCCAGUCUGAGAUCAAAAGGCUGAAGAUCUCGUCACCGGUGCGAGUUUGUCAGAACUGUUACUACAACCUGCAGCAUGAGAGAAGCGUGGAGGAAGGCUGCAGAAACUGAACUCCACCUUCGCUCCGACGGGAGAAGCCGCCUUUCAUUCCUCCAUCCGCACCUCCCCACAGCACCCUGACCCACGUGUACAGUAACACACGGACGUAAACGGCGGCAGGAAGACACAGGAAGGAUGGAUUAUAAAGAAGCAGUUACCACGGUCACCACCUGAGCUCAUCACCUGGAGGAGAACAAGCAAACGCACGCUCACUUCAAUCAGUCCACUGCUCUUUUUGCUUUCAGAUCAAGAACAGGGAAACUUCGUCCUCUUUCACCGCCAGAUGUAAUAAACUUGUUUAUAUUGUAAAUACUCAUCAUGGCCUUUUUAACUCUAAUAGCAACCAACGCGCGCGCACGCACACGCACUCGCACACGCACACACACACACAGACAGACAUUGACAUUGCCUGAAAGAUAGCGUUGUGACUAACCGCUCCUGGCUUUAACUAAACCGACCGUGUGUAGUCUGCUUCACGAGUCACUGCAAAUCCAGAGACAUGAUGUGGAGGGAAAGAAAGAUAUGAAUGUCACUAAUUACUGUCACCUUACCAGUUGGUCUGAUUAUGAGAAAUUCCUUCUUUUUUUAUAGCUACCGAAUAGUUUUAAGUUGUUCUUGUUUACAAAGUGUGACUUUAUUUGUGUGUUGCCCACAGUGUCAGGCCGUCACAUCACACAGAUUCAUAUCACAUCACAUUAUCUUUUCCUUCUUUGCCAAAUUUUGGAUGAUGGCGAUAUUUUUUUACAUAUAAUCUAUUAUGUUGUCUAUAAAUUCCCAUAUGGAGAUUUUAUAUUGUUGUUGCUGCUUCGUUUGAAGACUGGACACGUUAUCAUUUUAGUAACUUGUUUUUAUUUUCCAUAUCACUCCAUUGUAUUUUAGCAUAAUGGGUCCUUCACCUGUGAAAAUAUGAAUUAGGUGAAUUAAUAAUGAGCUGCCAGACAUUUCCUGUUAUAUAUUAGUUACUGUACAGUGUCGAAGCAGCGUUUUGGAGGCACACAGAAAAGGGACGUCCUGUAUGAACUGUAGGUUUGUCUUUUGCAUUCGGUAUUUGCUGGAUUUUACUCUGACCCUGUGGCAUUAUUACAGUAGAUCAGCACUCAUACACUUUGUCAUCAGCUCGUAGUAGAUGAUGAUUCAACUGCAGGAGCAGCAGUCGAGCACCUUUUACAGAGUUGUUUCAUAAGUAGUCGACUUUGGAGGAAGUGUAAAUAAUCGCUUUACCCAGGCAGUCAUGAAACAACCAAUGUCAGGUUUUAAAGAGUCUUGGUUUUUUUGUUUGUACAUUUACAUGCAGAGAAGAAUGUCCGUCGGUUUUUGAAGUGUAUUGUUACAUUGCUCUGAUUUUAAAUUAUAGUUAGUUCUCUACGUAUAGAGCCUGAAACAAGAUGGGUUCAUCAAACUGAAAAGGAGCUAACGCUUGACUGAAACAUCCCAGUUUGGCUAAGGAUGUGUUUGGUUGAACUUGAAGAAACCAGCGCCAGGGUUUAGGUUGUGUCAUUUUUAACUCGACCACCAGGAGUCAGCAAAAUGAGACAAACUCAAAGCAUUCAAGCCCAGGAUGCAAAUGUGUAGGUGCAUCAUAAUUCUGACACAAAUUUUAUAAAACCAUGAUGGUUGUUUACUCAUUUCCAUGUAAAAGCCACAUUUUUUUCCCACGACGUCUAGACGUGCGGCUGCUGCUGGCUUCAGUUUGAGUUCUAAUAAUCUUCAUGCAUGUGUCCUUUCUUUUGUCCCUCAUCCCUCCGUAUGUGCUCAUGUGCUGUGGUUUUGUGGGCAACAACUGUGCUGCUUUUUUCACUAAAGAGAAACCUUUUCUUUCCCACCAGUCUUCACACGUGUAAAGAAAAACACUUUUCAUAAAGUACUUUAUCCUUCAUCCCCACAGCUUCCUGAUGUUAUGAUAACGAUAAUAUGCACUCUAGAUGUCGUCCGUCUUAUAUCAUUCUGCAUUUACGUACUGUAAUUACUGUGCAAUCAUGCCAUCUUGCUGAAAAGUCUGCUUCUAUCAAUCAGGAGUUCCUUGGCACCGUCACGUCACAGAUUUCAUUGAAUGCAGUUAAACGUUUUCAUUUGAACAGAAAGGUGCAUCUCACCGCAGAGAAACGAACUGUACAAAGUAUUUAUGCAAUUAUAACUGGUUUUAGAUUUUUUUUAAUGAUUAUCGCAAUUUCAGCAAGUUUUGUUACUUGUUGCAUGUCUAUUAACACAGCUGACUUUCUGUGUCAGUGCAUUGUACAUGUUCUUGGCAUUAUUUUGUCGUUUCGUUUUCCUUUAUCGUGUUGAUUUUCUUACCUUGCGUUUUUAUUGAGGCAUUGUCCUGAUGAGUUGUCCUGAGCUGCAGGUUUGUGUACAGAGCCAGAGAUCGUGUCCCCGGCUGUGGGUGGACUUUUGUACUCUUUACUGAAAAAAAAAUUAACUAAUGAGAGGAGAAGAAAAGAGAAAAACUCCUGGAUUAUUUUGGUGGUCUUGUAUUAGACUGCAUUACAAGUGUCUGGUGUGCAAUCUGUGAUAUCUGAAUGUUCCCUGUAUAUUUGUGUUCAAACAAUGUAGAGUAACUCUCCCCGCUUCCCUUGCAGAGACGAAAUGUUACAAUAAUGCAAUAGAUCUGGUACUUAUUCUUUUUAAUUUCAUUUCAAUAAAUAAUUGCUGUUUACCACC
Messenger RNA from Betta splendens (Siamese fighting fish), 13623 nucleotides. RefSeq names its product WD repeat and FYVE domain containing 3 (gene wdfy3). Gene Ontology annotation, molecular function: protein binding; metal ion binding. NCBI's taxonomy places the organism in Eukaryota, Metazoa, Chordata, Actinopteri, Anabantiformes, Osphronemidae. Bases 270 to 10976 code for a protein of 3568 amino acids. The record is from RefSeq and is a predicted model, not a curated record. The transcript has 67 exons.